Messenger RNA from Polistes canadensis, 9683 nucleotides. It is a transcript of the gene Myo10A, whose product is annotated as unconventional myosin-XV. Gene Ontology annotation, molecular function: cytoskeletal motor activity; protein binding; ATP binding. NCBI's taxonomy places the organism in Eukaryota, Metazoa, Arthropoda, Insecta, Hymenoptera, Vespidae. Gene Ontology annotation, cellular component: myosin complex; cytoskeleton. The coding region runs from base 57 to 9281 and encodes 3074 amino acids. The record is from RefSeq and is a predicted model, not a curated record. The transcript has 31 exons.
CGAAUCUAAGCGGUGUAAGACCAAGGCAAGAUCUCGGACAAAAUGGCGUCGAAGAUAUGAUACAGUUGUCGGAUCUUAAUGAAGCUUCGUUACUAUGGAAUCUGAAGAUCCGUUACGAUAAAGAACUAAUUUAUACGUACACGGGAAGCAUUCUCGUAGCCGUGAAUCCGUACAAAAUGUUCGACAUUUACGGUCUGGACCAGGUGAAACUUUACGAAGGCCGGAUUCUUGGCACGUUGCCGCCACAUCUAUUUGCCGUUGGGUCUUCGGCUUAUAGCCAGGUAACUGCAGCCAACAACGCUAGUGCCAAUCAAGUCGUCGUCAUUUCCGGGGAAUCCGGUUCAGGAAAAACGGAAUCGACGAAACUGGUGAUGCAGUACUUAGCAGCCGUGAACCGUGCACCUAACAAUCUGGUCACGGAACAAAUUCUUGAGGCAACGCCGUUAUUGGAAAGCUUUGGGAAUGCUAAGACACCGAGAAACGACAAUAGCAGCAGAUUUGGAAAAUAUUUGGAGGUUCACUUUAGAGACGGUGUCAUAGUCGGCGGCAGGAUAACCCAAUAUCUUUUGGAGAAAAGUAGAAUAGUCACGCAAGCCUCCGAGGAAAGAAAUUAUCACGUUUUUUAUGAACUUUUAGCAGGACUCGAUCAACAACUCAGGGACAAAUAUGGACUCCUUACGCCGGAUAAAUAUUUUUAUUUAAAUCAGGGUGGAAAUUGUGAAAUAGAUGGUAAAAGCGACGUUCAAGAUUUCAAAGCACUUUUAUCGGCAAUGCAAGUCUUAGGUUUUACGUCUGAGGAACAGGACACGAUUUUUAAGAUCCUGGCUAGCGUGUUACAUCUCGGUAAUGUUUAUUUUCAUCGUAAACAAAUGAGACAUGGUCAGGAAGGUGUCGAAGUUGGUUCGGAUGCUGAAAUACGUUGGGCUGCUCAUCUUCUUCAAAUCAGUUCCGACGGAAUCAUCAGAGCACUUACUACAAAAACUACCGAAGCGAGAAACGAGAAAGUUUUUACAGCUUUGAACAUAGAUCAAGCUUUAGAUGCUAGAGACGCUUUUGCAAAAGCUUUAUACAGUUCACUUUUUUCAUGGCUAGUAGCACGCGUUAAUCAUAUCGUUUAUAAAGGAACGAAACAAACGGCUGCCAUUUCUAUCCUCGAUAUAUUCGGUUUCGAAAAUUUUACCGAAAAUAGUUUCGAACAAUUGUGCAUCAAUUACGCUAACGAGAAUCUUCAAUUUUAUUUCAAUAAACACAUUUUCAAAUUAGAACAGCAAGAAUACGCUAAGGAAAAGAUCGAUUGGACAACUAUUACGUAUACUGAUAAUCUACCAGUGAUUCAUCUUAUCGCUAAGAAACCAGUCGGUAUACUUCAUCUAUUAGACGAUGAAAGUAAUUUUCCUAAAGCAACGGAUCUUUCGUUCUUAGAAAAAUGUCAUUACAAUCAUGCCUUGAGCGAAUUGUAUUCAAGACCAAGAAUGAAUUCGGCCGAAUAUGCAAUUAAACAUUAUGCUGGUCAAGUCUGGUAUAACGUUGAAGGAUUCUUAGAUAAAAACAGAGAUACUUUAAGAGCAGACGUUGUUGAAUUAUUGAUCAGUAGUAAAAUUUCUAUGGUUAGCAAAAUGUUUCAACAUGUAAGAACUACGCACGAGGCUAACAAAACUGUUAAUAAACCCAAUGGUCGAUUCGUCACGAUGAAACCAAGAACGCCUACAGUAUCAGCUAGAUUUCACGAUAGUCUUCAACAACUUUUAGAUUCCAUGUCUCAAUGCAACCCAUGGUUCGUGAGGUGUAUUAAACCUAAUACAGAAAAAGCACCAAUGAAAUUCGACAUGCCUUGCGUCCUAGAACAAUUACGUUACACCGGCAUGUUAGAGACAAUUCGAAUAAGAAAAACGGGUUAUCCAGUUCGUCUAUUGUUUGGUCAUUUCGUUGAUAGAUACAGAUAUUUAGUAUCGACACAUUUACCUAGAGGAGCACCAAACAAAGAACUGUGUAGGUUGAUAUUAGAUAAAGCGGCACCUAAAGAAGCACAGUCUCAAUAUCAAUUAGGAUUAACUCGUGUAUUCCUACGAGAAUCCUUGGAAAGAACUUUGGAAUACAAUAGGGCUUUGAUAUUGGAAAGAGCAGCUAUUACUGUUCAAAGAUACACGCGUGGUUUCUUAGCGAGAAGAAGAUUUUUGAACGUUUCUAGGAGCACGGUAAUCAUUCAAGCUGCUUAUCGUGGAUAUCGCGAGAGAAAGAAGUUUCACGAUCUUAAAAAGGGCGUAUUAAUGGCGCAAAAACUCUACAGAGGUAAGAUACAACGAGAGAAGUUUAAAGUGCUGAAGGAAGAAAUGGCUAAGAGAGCUGAAAUCGAGAGAGCAAGCAAAGAACGUGCUAAAGCAAAACAACAAAGAGAGGAACAAGAAAGAGCAUCAAGAGCCGUGGCUGGUGUUAAUCAUCUUGAAAUUCCUGCUGAACUCGCGUUCAUUUACAGUAAGCUCGACGAUUGGCAACCAACACAUACAGAAAGAAAUCUUUUGAAAGUAGUGGGUCAAGUGAUUUCCAUGCCGCACGCUUACGUUUUGCCAUCUGAUAUCGAUCAACAUCAAUUCUCAAAAUACACUAACAUUUACUUCAAGAGUCAUAUAUUUGGUAUGAAACGAGAACCGAUUAAAACACCAUUCCUUACGAAGGCUAGAGAUCAAGAUUACACGGAUUCCUUGAUGAUAUUCAAAAUGAUCUUGCGUUUUAUGAACGAGAACAAUUUAAGUGGAAAAAGAGAACAAGCUUUGGGAGAUUAUAUAGUUAAUAAGGGUAUAGUUAAUGAAAAAUUAAGGGACGAGAUACUUUGUCAAUUGGCUAAUCAAACUUGGAAGAAUGAAAACGAUGCUAAUAAAGAAAGGGGAUGGCUUUUGUUAUCUAAUUGUUUAUCAGCAUUUCAACCAAGCAUUACUCUUUUCAAAUAUUUGCUCAAGUAUGUGUCCGAUCAUGCUUACGAUGGUUAUAAAGCUUAUUGCCAACGUAAGCUUCUUCAAGGAGAAAGAACUGUGUUUCGAAUAAUGAGUAACAAUCAACAAAUUGUUCAACACGUGCCAAGAAAUUAUCCACCCUGUGUCUUAGAAUGGCGAGCUAACAGAAACCGAGUGAACAUGGCUCUCAAUGUUGGAUUUUAUGACGGUGAAACCACCACGUGCGCUAUUGAUUCUUGGACAACGUGCGAGGAAUUAGCUAAUCUCGCAGUACAAAAUCAUGGAGUUGACAAUACGGGUUGGACUAUUACGUUGUGGAACCAAUUGGAUGGUCCUGAUGCUAUCGUAACCGAAACUAAUGGGUGCGAUUACGUUCUUGACUUAAUUUCUGAAAUGGAAUUAGCACCAGCAUUCCCAGCAGCCAAACACAUGUUCCUGGAACAACGAAAGAACAGUUAUCCUCCUAUUAAAAAGAGAGACCAUGCACAAGUAAUUAGAGAGUUGGAACAAGAAAUAGAGACACCCGUUUUGAAAACCUUCCAACCUCUUGAAAGGAAAUCAGUACCGAAAGUUGUGGACAAGCCGGUUGAACCGGAAAUUCAGUCACCAAGACGUCCAGCUGUUCCACCACCACAACCGCCAGUUUCGAAACUACCGGCACGUAAGCAAUCUCACGAAGCGAUCUUGGAGACAACGACGGAGACCGGAUUAUCGAGAAAGUCAGCAUUGAACGAUCGUUACUUCGAAAAAGAAAAGCAACGAAGUAGAAGCUUGGACAAUUUGCUACAACCCGAAGUUGUGAUACCACCUAACAAACUCGCUGAUCUUGGUCUAUCUUCGUCUAAAUUAAAUGAACGUUAUCACAGUCUCGAGAGAAUUGGGGAAACUUCGACGGUAACCAAUGCUGAAUACAUGACGAGAAACGAAGUUGCGCAAGAAAGAAAAUACAGUAGGAUAACAAGGAUACCAGAACCUAAUAUUGAGGAAGAGGAUCUUACAAUCGAUUUUGAGUAUCCUGAUAUACAAUCGGUCAGUCAAACUGGACGAUCGGAAGAUGAUAAAAGCAGUUACAUUAGAUCGCAAACUAGAUUUAUUAAAUCGCAAUAUCCUGGGAAACGUGCUUUGCCAGGUAGCCAAUCGAGUCGUGCUUACAUCGAGAAAAGCGAAUAUGGUGUGAAAUCGUCAGCAAUGUCCGACACCAGCGAAGCACCUUCAUUGGCGUCACACGUAAGGCGAGUUAGAGUACCUAGUCAAGCAUCGGAUGUCGAUCAGUUUCUCGAUGAAUUAUUCAUGCCAGUUUUGGAUGGAAAUCUUGACGAGCUCUCUGAUGCUAGAAGCCUUGCAGCAAGCAUCAAGGGUACCAACUAUGAUAGCUUAUUUGAUGGAUCGAUAAUAAUAAAAGAGAAAAAAGAAAAUAAAAGCUUCGAAGAUUUUAUCGGUGAUAUGACCGGAAAUCUUGGUGAAAAACAUAUCACGGCUAAUGUUUUGAGCAAGAAGAUCAAGGGAGGUGGUAAUAUGGAUAUACCUAAUCAAAAUGCGGCCUUCAACUUUAGUCCAAUAGCACCAGGUGUUAUGUCACCACCAAUGAUGAUGCCGAUGUUCAGUCCACCCCAACAAAUCCCACCAACUCAAAAUACGAAUUUAAACAUGAAUCCUGGAUUCAUGCCAAUACCUAUCUACAGCAUGCAAGGACUUAGUCUUCCGCAAUAUCCAAAUUCACCACCUAAUCAAAACAACGAGAUGUUAGCAUAUCAACAAAAUCUUCAAAGAGCUUUUCUACAAAGCGCUAUGGCACAAAAUAUUCAAAUACAGCAACAACUUUUGGCUCAAAAUCAAGCCCUUCAACAAUUAUUAGUCCAAAGUCCCCAGAAUUCCUCGCAACAACAACAGCAACAGCAACAACAACAGCAGCAACAACAACAACAACAACAACCGGUUUCUUUUCGUGAGCCAGAAGAUGGCGAACUUUGGUCGACGGAAAAACGUGGAAGUCCGUCUCAAUCGAUACAAAAUAAUCAACGUCAGGAGACGAUGACGGUGAAAGCUCAAAUCCAUAGACCUCCGAGUCCGGAUAGAAAAAAUUCUGAAGUUGGUAGAAAAAUCAGCAUGGAAUAUGGUGCACGUAAGAUCAGUGGCGAAAAAAAAUUGGCGGAUAGAAAAUCGUCGGCCUCGGCCGAUGUUAAAAGAACAAACACGAACAAGAGCAACGUUCAAAAUAAUUUCACGAAUGUUCUCAGUGAAUUAAAAAAUAGAAAAAGUAGCGUAGACAGCAAUUUAUCGAAUUCCAGCAACAACAAAGGUGUCCCACCACCUCCACCUAUGCCACCACCUCUUGAAUCACACGAUCCUUCCGAAUCUAGACCUUUCCUGGAUCCAUAUGGGAGAGCCAAAACUGUACGCAUAGGAAAGUGGAGAUGGCCACCCCCAAGUGAUUCUAACGAAAAUCAAAGCCAAGAUAGUUUCAUAGAAUUUAAAAUGCGUCAGCAACAGCAACAAAGGAAAAUAACACCGCAUUAUCAAGAGUUUCCACAAAAUGAUUGCGUCGAACUAAACGCGGAAGGUACCGUCGAAUGGGAGGAAUUCGAAAUUGAGAAUAUCGUUGGAAACGAGGAACGAACUAUGAUCGUGCAUGGAUCCGCUGGUACGAGUACCAGACAUGAAAAUGGACAUAAGGAAGAAGGAGAGAAGAAAAAAAAGAAAUCUAAAUCCAGUUUGGAAAUAGGUGCACAAAGACCUUCACCAGGUAGUAUAGGUAAACUUAAAUUAAGUUCAGAAAUGAGGCAAAGACUCGAAAAGGUAACAGCCAAUCACAGUGUACGAUCUACAAAAACUACUGAAAAACCUGCGUUACCGCGCGAAGAUGGUAAAGUUAAAAGAUUAGAGGAUAAUCGGAAACUUUUAUUGGAACAACAAUUAGGUGGUAGAUGGGAUGAUUACGCUUCAACAGCUGACGACACUCAAAGUGUAACAUCCAAAGGUACAACAGAUAUGAUGACACAAGCUCAAGUUGUUAGAACACAAAUUGAAAGAAUGGAAAGGCCAGUACCACCACCACCUCCUAUUACACCUCCGCAACCACCUAGUCCACGGGGUGGAAGCGUGUAUAGUAACAGUCAAUCCGGAAUACCACAACCAAAGUCACCACCUGCACCGAUAGAACCUAAAACACGAGAGUCCUUCAGAACCUCUCCAGAUUCAGAUUCUUUCGAUCAUUUUCCAAAGAAUCAACGUGACAUGUUUAGCCAAAGUAGAGACAUAUUUGCUUCUCAGCAACACUUAAGGGAAAAUAACGAAUAUAGAAACGACUUUGAUAAAUCUCGAUCGUCGCAGGAUCAAAAAUCCAAGGACUUUUAUGGAAAGGACAGUACGGAUUUAGCUAGUACCAGGGAUCGAAUUUCAGAUUUUGAUUCCCGUCGUGACAUGAACUCAGAUAUUUUUGAUCCGAAGUAUGCUAGAGAUGUUUUUGAAAGUACCAGUCCUAAAAGGGAUCCCUUUGGUAUGACUCGAGACGUGUCACCAAAAUCCAGGGACAGUUUUGGAAUGCCGUCACCGCGAGAUUUCGGAGUUGUACCUAAUACGAGAGAAUCAUUCUCAGCGGCUCGGCAAAGUUUCAAAAAAUUGGACAGAGAAGUGGACAGAAGAUCCAGCGUUGCGUCGACUCAUCGUACCGAUAAAAUGGAAAGAAUCGAAAUCGAGGAAUGGCCAGAAUUUCUCAGGCCGGUAUUACCUCCACCCGAUAAGCCAGAAAUAGAAAAAGUUCAAGAAGUUGUCAACACAAAAUUAUAUCCACAAACUUCUACAGCUCAUUUCACUUACAAUAGAGUAAGCUGGACGUUAAGGGUUAAGAAAGAAGUUUUCGCACCGAAUGAAACCUUGAACAGUCCAUUGGCACUUCAUUUGGUCUUUUGUCAAGUGGCUUACGAUGUUUUGGCUACGUCAAGUAUCAGAAUUACUAAAGAGGAUCGUCAAAAUAUGCUCAAGAUGCUCGACAAUUAUGGCGUUACUUUGGACAAUCUUCAAAGUACUCAACACAAGAUUACUAUUAAGAAAAAUAUCGUUGAUAUGGCUAAACAAUGGCCGUUAUAUUUCGCUCGAAUAUUUCCAGUUUCGAUCGGUCCGCAACAUCCGGAAACUCAACAUGUCGCAGUCUCGCAUCAUGGUUUACGAUUAAUAAAACGUACAACAAAUGGGGAUUUAAUUAUAUUAGAAACGUUGCCGCUCGAAGAUAUCGUUUCGAUAAGCUCACCCAGGGCAGGUGUAUGCGUGUUGCAAAUUUCCUCUGGCGUUAGACUUCCUCUACACACCAACAGAGCACCGCAAUUAGCUGAUAUGAUCGGAAAGUACAUCAGAUCGAUCGAACAGAAACCUCAACAAAAGCCGAAUCAUCAUCAUCAUGAAAAUCACGUAUCGCAGAUCACAAAGAGUAUUCAAUUGCAGACAAAUCACGCGACGACAACGAAUCACGUACAAUCUCACAAUCAAAACAAUCAUAUUAUUUCCAAUCAUGAAAAUCACAUGCCGUUGAAUCGCGUGCCAAAUCAUGUGUCCGUUGUUAAUCACGCUAAUCAUCAAAAGAAUCAACAAAAUCAUCGAACGAGCCCCAAUCAAGAAUGGCGACAACCGGAAGACAAUGGAAGAUUGCACGACGAAAGUAUUUACGAGAGUGGUCCCGUUGUCAACGAUGGAAAACACUCACUAUUGCAAUACGCCAUGUUAAAUUUCAGACAAAGCACGGAAAAGUUCGAAAUGUUAAAAACAGCAGACGGUUCGAUAAGUGGUUCGUUGAAAGUGAUCGAAUCGUUGAAGAGCAAGAAAAAAGGGAAGAAAAACAAAGGACAACAAGAUGGUGCUGAAUGGACAUGGAAGGAACAAGUGGAUCUUGUCAAAUAUUCGAAUGUACCGAUUGAACAAAGUCUUUUGAGACUUGAUGCAGAUUUAAGUGCAUUGGCCGUCGAGUGUUUUCUAUGUUUGAUGAGAUAUAUGGGAGACCAACCGUUACCUCCUGAUAUGAGCGAGGUCAAAUGUGUCUACACGAUUCUCAUGCAUUGUCACAAAUACGAAUUAUUACGUGACGAAGUUUAUUGUCAAUUGAUGAAACAAACAACAAACAACAAGAGCCCUAAUCCAGACAGCUGUCAACGCGGAUGGCGUCUUUUCAGUAUCGUAGCUGCUUAUUUCACUUGCAGCGAAGGAUUAAAACCGUAUUUAACUAAAUAUCUCGAAACUGCAGCUUACGAUAAGAGACGAGCCUAUCACGGUACCGCUACGGUUUGUCUUCAAAAUUUAAGAAAAACUGUUAAAUAUAGUGGACGAAAAAAUGUACCAAGCGUAGAAGAGAUCAUGGCUAUCAGUGCGGGAAGAAAUGCUAAAAGACAAAUUUAUAGAUUACCUGGUGGAACCGAAAGAGUGAUCAACACUAAAUGUACUACGGUUGUGCAGGAUGUCAUCGAAGAAAUGUGCAAUGUCAUAUCUGUAAGAAAUCCACACGAGAUGGACGAGUUUUCGUUAUAUUGUAUAGUCGAUGGGGAUGCAUUUACUAUGCCAUUGGCAAGAGACGAAUACAUUUUAGACGUGACCACCGAAUUACACAAAAAUCAUCAGGUGUUUUAUUUAAUAUUUUGCAGAUCCGUGUGGUAUUAUUCGUUAAGGCUCGACGCACCAUUGUACAUAGAAGUUGUUUUUAACCAAAUUGCUCCGGAUUAUUUAGAAGGACUCUUGUUAGUAUUACCCGGAGAACACUUACCUCAAGAAGUCAUUUACGAUAUGGCUCAAAUAGCAGCACUUUUGCAUAGAGCAGCUGACAUGACGCACGAGCCUGCUACAAAGGAAAUAAAAUAUUUGUUGCCAAAACCAGCGCUUAGUUUAAGAGAACCAAGACCCCAACAAUGGUCGAACAUGGUACAACAAGCUUGGAACAACGUACAACACAUAACAGCAGCUGCUUCCAAAGCCCAAGUAUUAGAAAUAUUAUCAAAAUGGCCGUUAUUCGGGUCGAGUUUUUUCGCCGUGAAAAGGAUCCCGGAGGGUAAAGAAAAGGGCGGCGAUCAUAUAUUAGCCUUGAAUCGUCACGGUGUACAUUUCAUAGACUUAGUCACUCACGAAACGUUGUAUCAUUAUCCAUACUCCGAAGUUAUUUCAACGCGAAAAGUUAAAUCCGAGGAAGGUACGCUUUACUUGGACAUGAAAUGUGGCAAUCUUAUGCAACAACGUAUAACCAGACUGCAAACAGAGCAAGCUCAUGAAAUUUCACGUCUGAUUAGGCAGUAUAUAACCAUGGAACAAAUAACUACCAACUCGCAGACCGGUGGUGGAAUUGGUUUUGGAAUGAGAUAAACUCAUUAACGUUAAACUUUCGUUUUUUUUUAAUCUGUCACUGUUACAAGACGGAUCGUAAGAUCGUUCGAAAUAACUAUGAACGGAUCUUCCACUUCUUCUUUUUCUUCUUCUUCGAUCGUUCGGGAUACGAAAGUAAAAUUGGUUUGAAGAUUGAAUUAUCUAAGAAGCGUUUACUAUAUAACGACUGUGUAAAUAGCGCCGUGUAAUAGGAUCGUUUAAAGGAUGGAAAGAAGAAGUUAAUUUUAAGAGAGAACGACGAUUCUGUACGUCGAAGGAAUUUAUUCUUCAUUCCUCGGGGGAUUUCUUUUUUUUUUUUGGUUUUAGGCUUCAGUACAGAAUACUAGUCGAAUCCUCUCUCUUGAUUUAUAAUAUUUAUAUAAUACAUUCUUUUUUUUUUUU